Lathyrus oleraceus (garden pea) is the source of this 866-nucleotide messenger RNA. Its product is annotated as late embryogenesis abundant protein. Lineage: Eukaryota; Viridiplantae; Streptophyta; Magnoliopsida; Fabales; Fabaceae. Bases 31 to 714 code for a protein of 227 amino acids. Gene Ontology annotation, biological process: response to water deprivation; cold acclimation; response to abscisic acid. The transcript is spliced from 2 exons. Gene Ontology annotation, cellular component: cytosol. The record is from RefSeq and is a predicted model, not a curated record.
CAACAAAUUCUAUAAGAUACUCUGCAGAAAAUGGCUGGAAUACAAAUAAGAGACGAAUUUGGAAACCCAAUCCCACUAACUGAUGAACUCGGUAACCCGGUUAAGUUAACUGACGAACAUGGCAAUCCUAUCCACCUUACCGGUGUAGUAACCACCGCCGCCACUACACCUUCUGGUUUUGGUACCUCCGGUACGCCCACCACUGCUCUUAAUAAUCCCACUACAGAUUCUGGUUUUGGUACUUCCGGUACGGCCACCACUGCAGGUUCUGGUUUUGGAACUUCCGGUACGGCCACCACCACUGCAGGUUCUGGUUUUGGAACUUACGGUACUGGUGCUUACGGUGGUGGUGCAACCACACAUCCUAAAACAACCGUGGCAGAUCUAAUUUCCACCGAACCAGCCAGGCAUCAAGCUGCAGGAGGAGGGCUCCGUCGUUCCUCCAGUUCAAGUUCAAGCUCUAGCUCCUCAGAGGAUGAUGGAGAAGGUGGGAGGAGGAAGAAGAAAGGAGUGAAGGAUAAGAUAAAGGAGAAGCUUCCAGGAAGCAAGGACGAGCGUGAUUCAGAGACAACCACUCCUGUUCCAGCUGCAGGUGGUACCAACCCCCAUCCAACGGCGGCGGCAACCCACCAUCCACCUGAGGCAACUCAUAAUGAGAAGAAGGGUAUACUUGAGAAGAUCAAAGAGAAGUUGCCUGGCCACCACAACCACUGAACUUGUAUCCAUAUAUUUUCUGUCAGCGUUCUAUAUGUACAUUAAUAUGGGUGAUCUUAGUUUAGGUAGUUUAUGUGUUUAGUAUAUUGUACUAAAUGAUUAAUAACUACUAGUUUAAUCUUUUGAGAGGUUGCUCAUUAGCAAUUUGUUUA